GCGGUGCUGGGUACGCGCUUCCCAGCAGGCCGCGCGGGCGCUUCCGUCCCCGCGUGACGCGGGACUUCCGGCGCGGAGGGGCUGGGCGGGCGCGCGGGGAGCCCAGCCCUAGCGGCGCGGGGCGGCGGCGCCAUGGAGGCCGUGCCCCGCAUGCCCAUGAUCUGGCUGGACCUGAAGGAGGCCGGUGACUUCCACUUCCAGCCGGCCGUCAAGAAGUUUGUCCUGAAGAAUUACGGAGAGAACCCCGAAGCCUACAAUGAGGAAAUGAAGAAGCUGGAGUUGCUUAGACAGAAUGCGGUCCGUGUCCCACGGGACUUUGAGGGCUGCAGUGUCCUCCGGAAGUACCUGGGCCAGCUUCACUAUCUGCAGAGUCGGGUCCCCAUGGGCUCAGGCCAGGAGGCUGCUGUUCCUGUCACCUGGACUGAGAUCUUCUCAGGCAAGUCUGUGGCCCAUGAGGACAUCAAGUAUGAGCAGGCCUGCAUUCUCUACAACCUCGGGGCACUGCACUCUAUGCUGGGGGCCGUGGAUAAGCGGGUGUCCGAGGAGGGCAUGAAGGUCUCCUGUACCCACUUCCAGUGUGCAGCGGGCGCCUUCGCCUACCUGCGCGAGCACUUCCCUCACGCCUACAGCGUUGACAUGAGCCGCCAAAUCCUCACGCUCAAUGUCAACCUCAUGCUGGGCCAGGCUCAGGAGUGCCUUCUGGAGAAGUCCAUGCUGGACAACAGGAAGAGCUUCCUGGUGGCCCGCAUCAGCGCACAGGUGGUGGACUACUACAAGGAGGCGUGCCGCGCCCUGGAGAACCCCGACACCGCCUCGCUGCUGGGCCGGAUCCAGAAGGACUGGAAGAAGCUUGUGCAGAUGAAAAUCUACUACUUCGCAGCCGUGGCUCAUCUGCACAUGGGGAAGCAGGCCGAGGAGCAGCAGAAAUUUGGAGAGCGGGUCACAUACUUCCAGAGCGCCCUGGACCAGCUCAAUGAAGCCAUCAAGUUGGCCAAGGGCCAGCCUGACACCGUGCAAGAUGCACUGCGCUUCACUAUGGAUGUCAUUGGGGGAAAGUACAAUUCUGCCAAGAAGGACAACGAUUUCAUCUACCAUGAGGCCAUCCCAGCUCUGGACACCCUCCAGCCUGUAAAAGGCGCCCCCUUGGUGAAGCCCUUACCAGUAAACCCCACGGACCCAGCUGUUACGGGCCCUGACAUCUUCGCCAAACUGGUACCCAUGGCUGCGCAUGAAGCCUCGUCGCUGUACAGUGAGGAGAAGGCCAAGCUGCUUCGGGAGGUGAUGGCCAAGAUUGAGGACAAGAACGAGGUUCUGGACCAGUUCAUGGAUUCUAUGCAGCUGGACCCCGAUACAGUGGACAACCUGGAUGUGUACGGCCACAUCCCACCCCAGCUCAUGGAGAAGUGUGCUGCUCUCAGCGUCCGGCCAGACACCGUGCGGAACCUCGUCCAGUCCAUGCAAGUGCUGUCAGGCGUGUUCACGGACGUGGAGGCCUCCCUGAAGGACAUCAGGGCUCUGCUGGAGGAGGACGAGCUGCUGGACCAGAAGUUGCAGGAGGUGGUGGGCCCAGCGGGGGCUGGGCUGGCUGUCUCCAAGGCUGAGCUGGCAGAAGUGAGGCGAGAAUGGGCCAAGUACAUGGAAGCCCAUGAGAAGGCUUCCUUCACCAACAGUGAGCUGCACCGUGCCAUGAACCUGCACGUUGGCAACCUGCGCCUGCUCAGUGGCCCGCUGGACCAGGUCCGGGCUGCCCUGCCCACACCAGCCCUCAGCCCAGAGGACAAGGCUGUGCUACAGAACCUGAAGCACAUCCUGGCCAAGGUGCAGGAGAUGAGGGACCAGCGGGUAUCCCUGGAGCAGCAGCUGCGUGAGCUCAUCCAGAAGGAUGAUAUCACCGCCUCUCUGGUGACUACGGACCACACGGAGAUGAAGAGGCUGUUCGAGGACCAGCUGAAGAAGUAUGACCAGCUGAGGGUGUACCUGGACCAGAACCUGGCUGCCCAGGACAAUGUCCUCCGGGCCCUGACGGAGGCCAACGUGCAGUAUGCGGCCGUGCGGCGGGUACUCAGCGACCUGGACCACAAGUGGAACUCCACGCUACAGACCCUGGUGGCCUCAUAUGAAGCCUAUGAGGAUCUGAUGAAGAAGUCCCAGGAGGGCAAGGACUUCUAUGCAGACCUAGAAAGCAAGGUGGCCGCGCUCCUGGAACGGGCACAGACCGCCUGCCAGGCUCGUGAGGCUGCCCGCCAGCAGCUCCUGGACAGGGAGCUGAAGAAGAAGCCACCCCCACGGCCCACAGCCCCAAAGCCGCUGCUGCCCCGCAGGGAGGAGGGUGAGGCCGUGGAGGCAGACCUGCCCGAGGAGCUGCGCAGCUUGCCCCCCGACCCCUUCCUGGCAACUGCUGCUCCUGUCCACUUUCCUCCCAGUGCCUUCCCCACCCCUACACCCCACUAUCUGUCAGGCCCACACCCUGGUACCUACUCUGGCCCCAGCCCAAUGUUGCAGUCCAGGGCCCCCCAGGCCCCAGGGCACCCUCCCAUGGCCAUGGCCCCUGGCCAUGCCCUCUACUCAGCCCCUGCCUACACACCAGAGCUGGGCCUUGCGCCUCGGUCCUCCCCUCAGCACAGGGCGGGGAGCGGUGCCUAUCAGGGGGCAGGGCCACCUCCACCGGUUGUAGGUCUGCCCUCAGCGCCACCAUCCCAGUUCUCAGGCCCCGAGUUAGUCCUGGGGGUCCGGCCUGCAACCACCACGGUAGAUAGUGUCCAGGCCCCCAUCUCCAGCCUCCCAGCACCACGGCCACACCUCAGCCCUGCUCCUCCCCAGCCCUGCUUCCCAGGGCCACAGCCCUAUGUCUACCCUGUAGGGACCAAGCAGCCUGUUCCAGCACCCCCCCAGCAGUUCUGUCCUGGGAUCCCCCCAGGUUUUCCAGCCCCGGGGAUUGGCCCCCCAAACCCCCUGCCCCCACAGCAGCCCCUUCCACUCCAGCAUCCACACCUCUUUCCACCCCAGGCUCCAGGACUGGCCCCUACCCAGCCCCCCUACUCCUUUGCCCCUCAGCCUGGUGUUCUGGGGCAGCCACCACCCACACUGCACACCCAGCUCUACUCAGGCCCCUCUCAGGACCCUCUGCCGCCCAACUCAGGGGCUCUGCCUUUCCCCAGCCCUGGGCCCCGUCAGCCUCCCCAUCCCACCCUGACAUAUGGUCCUGCACCUGCCCCCAGGCCUCUGGGCCCCCAGGCAGCCCCUCUCUCCAUCCGAGGCCCUCCUCCCACUGGCCAGUCCACCCCCAGUCCACGCCUGGUGCCUUCGCCUGCACCCUCUCCGGGGCCUGGCCCGGCACCUCGGCCCCCUGCAGCAGAGCCACCCCCAUGUCUGCGCCGAGGUGCCACGGCGGCAGACCUCCUGUCCUCCAGCCCUGAGAGCCAGCAUGGUGGUGUGCAGCCUCCUGGUGGGGGGCAGCCCCUGCUGCAGCCCACUAAGGCGGAUGCGGCUGAGGGACGGCGCCCACAGGCCCUGCGGCUCAUCGAGCAGGACCCCUAUGAGCGCCCUGAGCGGCUGCAGCAGCUGCAGCAGGAGCUGGAGGCCUUUCGGGGCCAGCUGGGAGACCCAGGGGCUCUGGACGCAGUCUGGCGGGAGCUGCAGGACGCACAGGAGCACGAUGCCCGUGGCCGGUCCAUCGCCAUCGCGCGCUGCUACUCACUGAAGAACCGGCGUCAGGAUGCCAUGCCCUAUGACAGUAACCGUGUGGUCUUGCGCUCGGGCAAGGAUGACUACAUCAACGCCAGCCUCGUGGAGGGGCUCUCGCCGUACUGCCCCCCAUUGGUGGCCACCCAGGCACCUCUGCCUGGCACAGCUGCUGAUUUUUGGCUCAUGGUGCACGAGCAGAAAGUGUCGGUCAUUGUCAUGCUGGUGUCUGAGGCCGAGGUGGAGAAGCAAAAGGUGGCACGCUACUACCCAACUGAGAGGGGCCAGCCUGUGGUGCACGGUGCCCUGAGCCUGGCCCUGAGCAGCGUCCGCACUACUGAGACCCACGUGGAGCGUGUGCUGAGCCUGCAGUUCCGUGACCAGAGCCUCAAGCGCUCUGUGGUGCACCUGCACUUCCCCACGUGGCCCGAGUUAGGCCUGCCCGACAGCCCCAGCGGCCUGCUGUGCUUCAUCCGGGAGGUGCACACGCACUACCUGCACCAGCGGCCCCUGCACACGCCGAUCAUCGUGCACUGCAGCUCCGGGGUGGGCCGCACAGGAGCCUUUGCACUGCUCUACGCGGCUGUGCAGGAGGUGGAGGCUGGAAGCGGGAUCCCAGAGCUGCCACGGCUGGUGCGGCGCAUGCGGCAGCAGAGGAAGCACAUGCUGCAGGAGAAGUUGCACCUCCGGUUCUGCCAGGAGGCAGUGGUGAAACAUGUGGAGCAGGUCUUGCAGCGCCAUGGCGUGCCCCCCCCGGGCAAACCCUCUGCUGGCACAGGCCUCGGCCAGAAGGUGAGGUGGGGCCAGGGCAGCUGGGUGGAUGCGACUCAUGGGCCCCCACGGUCACCUGCUCUGUCUUCUCAGCAUCACCUUCCUCAGGACUCCCAGGACCUGGUCCUUGGUGGGGACGUGCCCAUCAGCUCCAUUCAGGCCACGAUUGCCAAGCUCAGCAUCCGCCCUCCUGGGGGACUAGAGUCCCCAGCUGGCAGCCUGCCUGGCCCAGCAGAGCCCGUGGCCCUGCUGCCCAGCCUCCCAGAGGCCACCCAGCCUCCCUCCUCCCCGCCCCCCCUUGCUCCACCCCUGCCUGAGGCCCCACAGCCUGAGGAGGAGCCACCAGCACCUGAGGUCCCCAGCCUGGGCGCCCCUUCGUCCUCUCUGGAGCUGCUGGCCUCCCUCACUCCCGAGGCCUUUUCCCUGGACAGCUCCUUGCGGGGGAAGCAGCGUAUGAGCAAGCACAACUUUCUGCAGGCCCACAAUGGGCAGGGUCUGCGGGCUGCCAGGCCUGCUGAUGACCCUCUCAGCCUCCUGGACCCUCUCUGGACACUGAACAAGACCUGAGCAGGCUCUGCCUGCCUGUUCCUCACACUACACCACCAUCGCCCAGGCCUGGCAGGGUCUCUGGAGAGACGGGCCGGGCCUUUACUCCCAUUCCUGCUGCCUUUUUAGCCCUGCCUGGCCCAGCCUGCACACCGGUGGGGUGGGGAUGCACCGUAGGCCUUGUGUCAGGUUUUCCUUUGUGGGGCCUCAUGUUUUCCACCUCUUCACUGGUGAAGUAAUAAACCAACCUGUUCCAUA
This is a messenger RNA of Manis pentadactyla (Chinese pangolin), 5256 nucleotides long. RefSeq names its product protein tyrosine phosphatase non-receptor type 23 (gene PTPN23). Lineage: Eukaryota; Metazoa; Chordata; Mammalia; Pholidota; Manidae. Bases 133 to 5019 code for a protein of 1628 amino acids. Gene Ontology annotation, molecular function: protein binding; protein tyrosine phosphatase activity. Gene Ontology annotation, biological process: endocytic recycling; early endosome to late endosome transport; protein transport to vacuole involved in ubiquitin-dependent protein catabolic process via the multivesicular body sorting pathway. The record is from RefSeq and is a predicted model, not a curated record. Gene Ontology annotation, cellular component: endosome. The transcript has 24 exons.